Molecule: messenger RNA, 1070 nt
Organism: Neurospora tetrasperma FGSC 2508
Lineage: Eukaryota; Fungi; Ascomycota; Sordariomycetes; Sordariales; Sordariaceae
Exons: 4
Coding region: 18-626 (202 amino acids)
Biological process (GO): maturation of SSU-rRNA from tricistronic rRNA transcript (SSU-rRNA, 5.8S rRNA, LSU-rRNA); translation
Cellular component (GO): cytosolic small ribosomal subunit; ribosome
Molecular function (GO): structural constituent of ribosome
Source: RefSeq, a predicted model, not a curated record
CUUCAGGAACCGGCAAAAUGGGUAUCUCCAGAGACUCCAGGCACAAGCGCUCCCACACCGGUGCUAAGCGCGCUUACUAUCGGAAGAAGAGAGCCUUCGAGGCGGGUCGCCAGCCCGCUAACACCCGUAUCGGUGCUAAGCGCAUUCACACCGUCCGCACCCGCGGUGGUAACCACAAGUACCGUGCCCUCCGUCUCGACUCCGGUAACUUCGCCUGGGCCUCCGAGGGUUGCACUCGCAAGACCCGUGUGAUCGUUGUCGCGUACCACCCUUCCAACAACGAGCUCGUCCGUACCAACACCCUCACCAAGUCCGCUGUUGUCCAGAUCGACGCUGCCCCCUUCCGUCAGUGGUACGAGGCCCACUACGGCCAGCCCCUCGGUCGCCGUCGCCAGCAGAAGCAGGGUCAGGUUGUUGAGGAGGUCAAGAAGUCCAAGUCUGUCGAGAAGAAGCAGGCUGAGCGCUUCGCCGCCGCCGGCAAGGUCGACCCCGCUCUCGAGAAGCAGUUCGAGGCCGGUCGUCUCUACGCCGUCAUCUCUUCCCGCCCCGGCCAGUCCGGUCGCUGCGACGGCUACAUCCUCGAGGGUGAGGAGCUCGCUUUCUACCAGCGCAAGCUCCACAAGUAAACGUCUCGCCCUUGCCGGGAGGAGUUUGCUGUGCCAGGAGGAUCAGGGAGGAAGAUGGAUUGAUGGGUCAAGCCUCGCGUCGGCUGUCCGCCCGAUUGUCGAGUCUGUCGUGUCCAUUGUCGUGCGAGCUAUGCGCAAAGGUACGAGGACCAACAUGUGGUUCCCCGUCGUCUGAAAAAGGAUGGUGGCCCACUGCUUAUUCCCUUUCGCUGCUUCGUUUCUUCGGUAAAAGGCAUGGAAUGGGGUUUAUAGGGCAACGGGAUAAUGAGAGAUACCAUGACAAUUCACAGCCACCCGAGUCAAUCCAAAGCUUCACUUCACUAAUUUUCUUGAAAUUCGCCGUAAUUCAUGAUGUACGAUCUUGGUUUAGAGGAGGUCUGAUAUGAAAAUAAUAUCUCCGUAUGUAUCCUCAUCAAGUCAUCAAGCCUGAACAGCUUGCAUCCC